Trifolium pratense (red clover) is the source of this 2236-nucleotide messenger RNA. Its product is annotated as pentatricopeptide repeat-containing protein At5g47360. NCBI's taxonomy places the organism in Eukaryota, Viridiplantae, Streptophyta, Magnoliopsida, Fabales, Fabaceae. Bases 346 to 1782 code for a protein of 478 amino acids. The record is from RefSeq and is a predicted model, not a curated record. The transcript has a single exon. Gene Ontology annotation, molecular function: protein binding.
AAAAGAAAAAUAGGAUGACAUGAGAAAAUUUCAAAAGAAAUUAUCGUAAAAAAAUUCGCUUCUCUUCUUCCCCAGGUCGGCAGUCCUCUCUUCUGUCCCUGCACCGCCGCGGCGGCGCCCAGUCGUCCACUCCCUCUCCUCUUCCGACGCUUCUCAACAAACACAGACAUUGACCGCUGCUUCAUCCUUCUCACUGCCGCCCACUACACCACCGUCGACAACCCUCGCCUGAGAAGAAACCAGAGAGAGUGAUGUGCGAUUUCGUGUGAAAAGACCAUAUUAAAGCUUUGGUGAGACUACUUAAUCUAACACUGAGUAAUUACGAUCCUUAAAUUUACAAACCCAAUGCACCACUUAGUAAAAAUUGGAUCUUUUUCAUGUUUUCAAACUUUCAAAAUCGUUCCUUUUGCAACUCAACAAAUGGGUAUUGCUUCAAUUGUUGAUACCCUUUAUACCCAUUUGCAUAAAAAUAAUGGAAUCACUAUUGAGAAUUUUUUGUCCAAGACUAAGCCAAAAUUGGAUUCUCAAUGCGUUAUUCAAGUUCUUACUAAGUUUUAUCCUACACAUUCUCAAUUGGGUGUUAGGUUUUUCAUUUGGGCUGGAUUUCAAACAGGUUAUAGGCAUAGUGGUUAUAUGUAUAGAAAAGCUUGUAACUUGCUUCAGAUUGAUAAGAAUCCUGAGAUUAUUUGUGAUUUGAUUAAGUCUUAUGAGGUUGAAGGGUGUGUUGUUAAUGUUAACAUGUUUAGGGAAGUUUUGAAGCUGUGUAAAGAGGCUCAGCUUGUUGAUUUGAGUUUGUGGGUGUUGAGGAAAAUGGAGGGUUUUAAUUUGCAACCGGAUACGGUGAUGUAUAAUGUUGUUAUAAAGUUGUUUUGUAAGAAGGGUGAUGUUGAAAUGGCGGAGAAGUUGGUGAAGGAGAUGAGUUUGAAUGGUCUUUGUCCUGAUUUGAUUACGUACAUGACUAUGAUUGAAGGGUUAUGUAAUGUGGGUCGAUUGGAGGAUGCUUAUUCGAUGCUCAAGGUUAUGAAAGGUCAUGGUUGUUCGCCUAAUUCGGUUGUUUUUUCGUCUAUUUUGGAUGGGUUGUGUAGGUGUGGAUCAAUGGAAAGGGCAUUAGAAUUGUUGGAUGAAAUGGAGAAAGACGGAGAUUGUUGUCCUAAUGUUGUUACAUAUACAUCUUUGAUUCAAGGUUUCUGUAAGAGAGGCGAGUGGGCGGAAGCAAUGAAUAUUUUGGAUAGAAUGAGAGCUUUUGGGUGCUUUGCUAAUCAUGUUACUGUUUUUACUUUGAUUGAGAGUUUUUGUAGUGAAGGUCGUGUAGAAGAAGCUUACAAGUUGGUUGAUAAAUUUGUGAUGGAACAUUGUGUCUCGCGUGGUGAUUGCUAUAGUUCACUAGUGAUUUCUUUGAUAAGGAUAAAGAAACUUGAGGAAGCACAGAAGCUCUUCAAGGAAAUGCUUACUGCUGAGAUCAAACCCGAUACUUUGGCGUCUAGCCUUUUGCUAAAGGAGUUCUGUUUGAAGGAUAGGAUACUGGAUGGAUUCUACUUGCUUAAUACAAUUGAGAAUAUGGGAUUCUUGUCUUCCAUUGACACUGAUAUUUAUUCUAUUAUUUUAAUUGGUCUUUGUCGAGAAAACCACUUGACGGAGGCCACAAAGCUUGCAAAAAUAAUGCUUAAGAAAUCUGUUCCUCUACGGCCUCCAUACAAAGAAAGUGCAAUUGAUAUCCUAAGAAAAUAUGGAGAAAAAGAUCUUGUGAACCAGUUAGCUGCUAUACAUAAGGAACUUCGAUGAUAGUGUUAUGAAAGACAUCAAAUUCAUUAUUUAUCAGCUGGAACUGGCUGAGAUAGGGGUGCGACUCUAAUCCGUGUGGUGGUUGGCCUCUUGAUGGCUUUCCGGUCCCGGUUUGAAGAUGAUUGAAAAGUUUUGCUGUAUGGUGCCUAUCGUUAAAUUAGUGGAGUUGCAAUACACAGACAAACCUAACGGUUAGUAAUAAUUGUCCACCGUGGACCACAUUAUGGUGGUCUAUGGUAGAAGCUGCGGUAAUGCUGUAAUUUAUUUUCUCGCCAAAGAUUGUAAUCUGAUAGAGUAUCUCACUCGUGUACACUUGGAUAUUCUAGAUUUUAUGUAGUUUUGUUAGUCUAUCUAACAUACUUUAGUUACAUCGUCAUCUCUGUUAGAUGAUAUGAUUCUGUUUGAGUAUCUAUUUUUUUUAGUCUGAAGGACAAGAUUGUGUUUCUUGUAUGAA